CUCUCUCUCCCGCUCUUCUUGGUGAAGUUUGGAGGAGGACGCAGCUGCCGGCAUCUCCUAGGAGACACCCCAUUGAGGACGCCUUCGCCCCUCGUGAUCCUAUCCUUUCAUUUCCUUAUUCUCUUAAACCUGCAAGCCCAGCUCGUGGAAUGCAGAUCGAUCAUCAAUGGUGGAUUCUAGGCGUCGAUAACUGCUUUCAAUCUGAGAUUCAAGUUGACCACACCCAAUCUAGCAAACAAUACUCCCCGAACAGUAAUCCGACCGACGAGAAUUUUGCAUCAAGACUGAGGAGGAUGUCUGCCGAUGCUAGAGAGAGUGAAGAGCAGCUCGCUUGGCUCCUCUGGGGCACUUCGUCCACAUCCACAUGAGAGGUCUCGCCUCUGUCCACCAAGCGGUCCGAACGUCGGUUACUGGUGGUGAACGUAUCAGUUACUGAUGUGCUAGCUUUAAAUUUGCGCGCUGUUCUCUGACCGUCAAAAGCUCGCCCUUCCUUUAUCUCUCGCCUGGUUAAGCCCGCUUUCAAAAACGCCACGUCGGCCUCAGCCUCCAUGUUUUUGCUCCUUUUCCCGUCGACUGCGUCCCAUCGUCGGCGAACAUUCGACUGCCUGCCGCUGUCGGUUGAUAUUGUUUACCUACUCUUUGAUUAGAAUUAAUAACCAGUUCAAGCCAAGGCACGGAGAGGCGAGGAGAGGACGCAAACGCAACGAUGGCUGUCCUCCGCCAGUUUAUUCAGUGGCUUCAUCUGAGAGACAGAUUCUCCCAUGGGGGCUGCAACCCGUCCAUGCCUCUCACUUCUGAAACUCCUCCGUCCGCGACCGGCUUCCCAUCCUUGGUGCAGAGACAAGGCAAGGCCCCUUUUUACGUCGAUUCCUGCAGCGGAAGGGGCUUCAAGAAGGUUAGGGCUGCUGCCGUCGCCUCUUCUCGUGCUCGGAGGGCCUCCUCUGUUCGAGUCAGGUGCUCGGACGAGAGAACAACGCCUCCUCCGCCUCCGGAGCUUCCUGAAUCGAACGGGCUCGUGCAGCUGCCCCUGUUCCCCCUGCCGCUAGUGCUUUUUCCAGGAGCCAUCCUGCCGCUGCAAAUUUUCGAGUUCCGGUACAGGAUCAUGAUGCACACUCUCUUACAGACCGACCUGCGGUUCGGCGUCAUCUAUACGGACAACGUGUCUGGCACCUUCAAUGUUGGGUGCGUGGGCGAGGUCGUGAAGCACGAGCGUCUCGUCGACGAUCGGUUCUUCCUUAUAUGCAAGGGGCAAGAGCGGUUUCGCAUCGUCAACGUCGUCAGAACUAAGCCCUACCUGGUGGCGGAGGUACAGUGGUUGGAGGACCGUCCCCUGGACGAUCCGCAGGAAGACUUGGACGCCCUUGCCGUCGAGGUUGAGAAUUACAUGAAGGAUGUCAUUAGGCUUUCCAAUAGGUUGAACGGCAAGCCGGAGAAGGAGUCUCAGGAUCUAAGGAGGAACCUCUUCCCUACUCCCUUCUCCUUCUUCGUUGGCAGUACUUUCGAAGGUGCUCCGAGAGAACAGCAGGCGCUCCUUGAAUUGGAAGACACCGCCACGCGGUUGAAGAGGGAGAAGGAGACGCUCAGGAACACUCUCAAUUACUUGACUGCUGCAUCGGCCGUCAAGGAUGUUUUCCCUUCUUCGUGAUGAUGAUGAUGGAUACGUGUAACCCUUUGGGAACGCUAAAGAUAACUUCUUAUUCUAUAUUUCCCAAAUGACUAGAAGAAGAAGGACAUGAAGGACCCCAGAAAAAGUUAAAAGAGGGCCUCUCUCGUUUCAGCGAAAUAGGAUGCUAGAUACUGGGAAGCCAUCCCUUGCAGACACUGGAGUGAGAUUACGGAUUACAGUCCUCUCUUUCCUCUGCUACCUGUUUGUCGAGUCUGUGAAAUGAAGAAUCCAGUAAGUCUACCAACUACUGGAUGCUUGUUAUUCUUGAAGAUCUGAAUCUCCUUUCCUGUAAAUGAAAUUAUUGUCACUGCCGUUAGUACGUCUUUUUUGUUUUUUUUUUUUUUCAUAGUAUGUAAUUCGAGGUCACUGCUGGUUUCCGUCCUACAUAUAAAAUGCCUUCGUCUGCUUUCAUUGCAUGCGAGCAAGUACCUUCAUAUGCUGUUGGUUCAACUCGCACUGAGCGCUUAGAGUUUGCCAUUUUUGUGUUAAUCAGCCUAAGCAGAUGGUAGGGGGUCUGAGAUUUUGAAUUGAUAUUUUAUCUUGAAUAGUUCAAUCAAAUUGUAAACAAUAUUGUGUGGUUUCUAUUAGAUUCGUUAGUCCAAUAAGAAUGCGCACCU
Molecule: messenger RNA, 2283 nt
Organism: Nymphaea colorata (pocket water lily)
Lineage: Eukaryota; Viridiplantae; Streptophyta; Magnoliopsida; Nymphaeales; Nymphaeaceae
Exons: 2
Coding region: 707-1645 (312 amino acids)
Source: RefSeq, a predicted model, not a curated record